GCCUCGAAUCACCAAUGCCACCAAAACCGAGAGGCAACCGUCCCAAUCGAGGCGCGCGCGGGGGUUCCCGAGGAGGAGCUACUGUUGCAGGAAUAGCUACGGACAACGCCAGCGAAGCUAGCGAAACCACAACCCCGCAAACCUUCGAUGCGCCUGCUACAAGUGAAUCUACAGAGGCUACGCUUCCCAAGAAAGAGAGUGACGCCGACGCAAAACCACCUACAUCUGCAGAGGAUGGCCCCACGCUCAACGAUACAUUCUCAGCCGCUGUAACACCACAAGAUGGCGCCGAAGCCUCAACUCGUGCCCCCGUGCAGCGCUUGGGAGGCCUUAAGAGUGCAGAGCCAUCUUCAAGGUCUGCAUCGCCCUCCGUCAAGCGCGGCACCAUCACUACCAGGGGCAAGAAAGCAGCGCCCAAACCUAUGUUUACUGGUCGACGAAGCAAAGAAGAGCGAGCUGCGCUUGAGAAGGAACAGCUAGAGCGCGAGAAGAUCAGAAACAGGGACCAGGAAAAGGAGGCUCAGUACCAGGCUAGGAGAAAGGAGAGGGAAGCUGCAAAGGAAGCCAGCAGGGCCACAAGAGGUCGUGGUGGCUACAGCGGUGCUAUGAGCGGACCAUUUUCGCUCGGUAGCUCGAAAGAAGAUCGGAAAGCCAAUGCUAGGAGCUUCUCAGGAUUCGGUUCUGGAUCAGGGUCACGAGCCGUGCGCGUCAAGAACGAGGGCGACGAAAGCGGUCCGAGCGGGUCAGGCGGCUAUGAUGGGGGCCGUGGUGGUGGUGGGGGAGGAGGAAGCGGCUCGUCGAUCAAGAGAGAAGAUGGCGGCGUUGUUGAAUCUUCUGAAGACGAAGAGGAUCAAGAGUUUCCUCGGAGAGAUAUCGACCUCAUCGAGGUCUCUGAUGACGAAGAUGGCGCGGAUGUCAAUGAACGCCCCUCGAGAUCCGCACUUCCUAUCCGAAUCACACGAAAAGAACACCAAGAAAAGACCUUAGCGCUGAACACAGAGGCUAGUGCCGAGACAGCACCAAAGGACACAGUAGAGCCUGUUGGGACAGGUAGUCGUAAGUCCGCUGGAGAGCGGCCCGGGCAGUCAUCACGAAAGGGCAAGGGCAAAGCGAGCGACGUGGAGAUUACAAGCGUGCGCAAGCCAUUUAAGGGUGUAUGGCAGGAUACCGACGACUCAGAUGUGCAAGUCAAAGCGGAGCACAAUAGCGACGACGAGCAGAUGCCAGAUGCAGAGCAGGUCGGCAUGAACGCUGACCAGAUGGAAUCACCACAGAAAGAAGAGCCACAGUCACCGACUGUCGAACGAAAAGCCAAGGGCCGCGCAAAAAGCAUAGCAGAACCCGUUCUACAGACAGACGAAGACCGUGCAGAGUGGUCACGCUUCCUCGAAAAUCGCAAACACAUCCGCGCCGAACUCGGUCCGGAGGAUUCGCCCGCAGUGGACACGGCAGGAGACACAGCAAUGGCAGACGGCGCAGCCGCUGCACCAAAGCCCACUGUGCGAGACAACAAUGUGUAUCUCUUCCAGAUUCCGCCGCUCAUGCCAGAGCUUCUUGAGCCGGGCAUCAAGAAAGAGACUCCAGACGCUGCUGAAGCCUCAGCAUCUGCGCCCACUGUCAAGAAGGAGGCCGUCAAAAUCAAAUCCGAGGAAGGCUUUUCUGACCCAGCCGCAAAACCAGCACAAGGCCCACGCUUCGCGAGUGGGAUGGUUGGCAAGCUACGGGUACGACAGUCAGGGCGCACAACACUGGACUGGGGAGGCACAAGCUACGAGCUUGCACCUGGGAACAAAGCAAGCUUUCUGCAAGAAGUAGUCAGCAUCCACGUUGUGCCCGAAAAGGAUCGCGUGGUGCCUGAAGACGCGGGCGAGGCAAUCUCAUUUGGACGCGUCAAGGGCAAGUUUGUCGUCAUGCCUGACUGGGGAGAGAUGCUUGGGUAAAGAUAGGGGGAUGCAGGGUACUCAGUGGCAUGUACAGGCGUUUGACCGCAUUUUCUGGCGCUAAAGUCUUCACGCAGGGCAGGAGGCAGUCACGGGGUGAGGCAGCGAUUGACACCGGCCAUUCCAGCCAUCUUGCAUCAACAGCACAUUUCGAUAAACAUCGGCGUUUCUCCGUGAACGAGAUUACGACGUCUAUCAAUAAGCAGC
This is a messenger RNA of Didymella exigua CBS 183.55, 2147 nucleotides long. RefSeq lists its product as uncharacterized. Gene Ontology annotation, cellular component: RNA polymerase III complex. Gene Ontology annotation, molecular function: DNA binding. NCBI's taxonomy places the organism in Eukaryota, Fungi, Ascomycota, Dothideomycetes, Pleosporales, Didymellaceae. The record is from RefSeq and is a predicted model, not a curated record. Bases 15 to 1940 code for a protein of 641 amino acids. The transcript is spliced from 2 exons. Gene Ontology annotation, biological process: transcription by RNA polymerase III.